AUGGGUCCUGCCAAUCUCCUCUUCAUCGUACUAGCAGCUGCAGCACAAUUGCUCUCUGAGGCGCAGUUCGCCGAGUAUCCCACAGCGAACCUCUCAACAUCGUGGACCAACAGCAAAGACUCCCUCCCCGGGCAACGCGUUCUUCAGACCCUCUUCUCUGAUGCUAGCCUCAUCUGGUCUAGCGGCAGCUCGGGCCGGUCCGUAGCCGGCAUGGUGAUCACCAAGGACAGCAAUCUGGUGCUAUUUGAUCACAGUAAUGGAACUGUAUGGCAGUCUUUUGAUCAUCCUAGUGACGUGUUGCUCCCUAGGCAGUCACUAGUGGAAGGUACGAGGCUUGUAGCUAACACUUCCGCCACAAAUUGGACAGAGAAUCAGUUGUACAUGACUGUUCUCCCCCGAGGAUUGUAUGGUUAUGUUGAAUCCACACCAUCACAACUCUACUACGCGACUUCAGUAUGGGUGAACGAGAGUGACACAGGAAAUGGUCCAACAAAGGUUACCUUUCUCAAUAGCAGCCUCAGCCUCAUUGUGCAGUCUAGGCAGCCAAGCAGCCCACAUAUGUUUAAGAUCUCACUGCCAGCAGCUAAAUCCACUCAGUACGUGAGGUUAGAGUCUGAUGGGCACCUUAGGCUGUAUGAACGGUCUCAGGAAGAAACGACAUGCACCUUACUCUCUGAUGUAACCAAGGUAGGACCAGGAGGAUUGGCUGAUGAUUCCACACCAUUGAGAAUGCAACGAAUGGAGACAGUUGUGCAAUCUAGCCCCUCUUCUGCUGCUUCUCAUCCUGUUGCAAACAAAAGGAAGGUUAUUCUAGGCAUCGCCCUUGCACUUGUUACUGCUACCAUAUUCAUUGCCAUUGUUAUCACUGUUUGUCUGCUAAGGAGGAGAAAGUAUGAAGACAAUGAUGAAGACCUCCAGUUUGACCAAUUACCAGGGAUGCCAACAAGGUUUCCAUUUGACAAGCUGAGAGAAUGCACUGAAGGGUUCAGUAAAAAGCUUGGAGAAGGUGGAUUUGGGUCGGUUUUUGCAGGGAAAUUGGGCGAAGAGAGAGUUGCAGUCAAACGUUUGGAAGGUGCUAGACAAGGAAAGAAAGAGUUUUUGGCAGAGGUUGAAACCAUUGGAAGCAUAGAGCACAUCAAUCUUGUCAGGCUGAUUGGCUUUUGUACAGAGAAAUUCCAAAGGCUUCUUGUGUACGAAUAUAUGUCGGGAGGGUCACUUGAUAGAUGGAUCUAUUACCGCCAUGACAAUGCGCCACUCGAUUGGCACACGCGGUGUGGAAUCAUUCUGGAUAUUGCCAAAGGCCUAUGCUAUCUUCAUGAGGAGUGCAGGCGAAAGAUAGCUCAUUUGGACAUCAAACCACAAAAUAUUCUCUUAGAUGAGAACUUCAAUGCCAAAGUGGCUGAUUUCGGAUUAUCUAAGCUAAUAGAUAGGGAUCAAAGCAAGGUAAUGACGAUGAUGAGAGGCACGCCUGGGUAUAUGGCACCUGAAUGGUUAACCUCACAAAUCACUGAAAAGGUUGAUGUCUACAGCUUUGGAGUAGUUGUCAUGGAGCUAAUAAGUGGGAGAAAAAAUAUUGAUAAUUCUCUGCCUGAGGAGAGUUCUCACCUCAUCAAUUUGUUACGAGGAAAGGCUCGAGAUAAUCAAUUGAGUGAUCUGAUUGACAAACAUAAUGAAGACAUGCUUUCACACCAAGAGCAGGUGAUUCAAAUGAUGGAACUUGCAAUGUGGUGCCUGCUAAAUGAUGCCGGUCAAAGGCCUUCCAUGUCAACGGUGACAAAGGUAUUAGAGGGUGGGAUGAGCAUAGAAACUGCUAUUCUUCCCAGAUUUCUCAAUUCAAAUUCAAUCUUGCCCCUGGAAAAUAAUCCGACUGCAUAUUCAGUUCAACCUCAAGCAUCAGUUUUAUCUGGACCAAGGUGA
Molecule: messenger RNA, 1917 nt
Organism: Triticum dicoccoides
Lineage: Eukaryota; Viridiplantae; Streptophyta; Magnoliopsida; Poales; Poaceae
Product: G-type lectin S-receptor-like serine/threonine-protein kinase SD2-5
Exons: 3
Coding region: 1-1917 (638 amino acids)
Biological process (GO): protein phosphorylation
Molecular function (GO): protein kinase activity; ATP binding
Source: RefSeq, a predicted model, not a curated record